This is a messenger RNA of Dromiciops gliroides (monito del monte), 5921 nucleotides long. It is a transcript of the gene OLFML2A, whose product is annotated as olfactomedin like 2A. Gene Ontology annotation, biological process: signal transduction. Lineage: Eukaryota; Metazoa; Chordata; Mammalia; Microbiotheria; Microbiotheriidae. Bases 94 to 2052 code for a protein of 652 amino acids. The record is from RefSeq and is a predicted model, not a curated record. The transcript has 8 exons.
GGAGCUUCGGGGACUUAACUGCGAGCUGAGCCCAGCCCAGCCCAGCCCAGCCCAGCCGCUGGUGCAGCUUGUCCAGCUCGUCCAGCCCGAGCCAUGGCCCGACGCGGACUGCUUUGGUUGCCACUGGUGCUCUGUGUCGCCUCAGUGAGGGCCAACAGCAAGGUGUUUGGUGAUACCGACCAGGUUCAGAUGACGUCCGAGGGCUCAGACUGCCGCUGCAAGUGCAUCCUGAGACCCCUGAGCAAGGACGCCUGCAGUCGUGUCCGCAGUGGAAGCAUGAGAGUGGAGGACUUCUACACGGUGGAAACUGUGAGUUCUGGGGCUGAUUGUCGCUGUUCCUGCACGGCGCCACCUUCUUCCCUCAACCCCUGCGAGAAUGAAUGGAAGAUGGAAAAGAUCAAGAAACAGGCCCCAGAACUCUUCAAGCUCCAGUCCAUGGUCGACCUCCUGGAAGGGACAUUAUACAGUAUGGACCUGCUGAAAGUCCACGCCUACAUCAACAAAGUAGCCUCUCAGAUGAACACCCUGGAAGAGACGAUUAAGACAAAUCUUAGCCGGGAGAAUGAUUUCAUGAAGGAAAGCGUGGCCCACCUGACCCACCAGAUGAAACGUUAUGAGAACUACUCAGACAUCAUGAUGAGUAUUAAGAAGGAGAUUUCCAGCCUGGGCUACCAGUUGCUACAGAAGGAUGCAGCUGCUGGCCCUGAGAGCAAAGCCCAGGAGACAGCUGGUGGAAAAGGCAGAGAAGCCAGCAAAUAUUCUGGAGUCAAGAAAAACUUUGGGGACAAGGCUGUCCCAAGGCCUCCCAAAGACAAGCUUCUGAAGGUGGAGAAGGUGAGGAAAGACACUGUGAAGAGCAAAGCCCUGCAGGCCACAGCUAGGCCCCGGGCCCUCCCACACCAGCAAGCUGUGAUCCGAGGCAUCACCUACUACAAAUCCACAAAGCAGGAAGAGGUGAAGGAUGCAGCUGAAAACACCCUCAAGGGAAUAGUAACAGGGGUGGAGCAGCAGGAAACCAGGCCAGAAGGAAGACACCUGGAACCCAACUCCGAUGAGCAAGAGGAAGUAGAGGCUACAGAUGAAGGAGACCCCACCCCUGGCCCUCCUUCAAGCACUACCACCCUUCCCACCACCGUGGUUGCUAGCACCACCACCACCACCACCACUACCACCACCACCGCUACCAGUAGCCCGUUGGUCACCAUACUAUCCAUUGGAUACAAUGCUGAAGGCCCCAAUGGGUCAGAAAGUCUGAAUCAAGUCAAAGAAGUGGGGUGUGAAGGCACCAUCAAGUCUGUUGAUCCCCCUGUGAAGCAGCACAGUUAUGGGCGGAAUGAAGGUGCUUGGAUGAAGGACCCUACAGCCCGGGAUGACAAAAUCUACGUCACUAACUAUUACUAUGGGAACAGUUUGGUGGAGUUCCGUAACCUGGACAACUUCCAACAAGGCCGCUGGAGUAACAUGUACAAACUCCCGUAUAAUUGGAUCGGGACGGGUCAUGUGGUGUUCCAGGGGGCUUUCUAUUACAACCGAGCCUUCACCAAGAAUAUCAUCAAAUACGACCUCCGGCAGCGCUAUGUGGCAGCCUGGACCCUGCUCCCAGACGUGGUGUAUGAGGACACUACCCCGUGGAAGUGGCGAGGCCACUCUGACAUUGACUUUGCUGUUGACGAGAGUGGCCUGUGGGUCAUCUACCCCUCAGUGGACGAGGGCGGCUUCUCCCAGCAGGAGGUGAUUGUGCUGAGCCGGCUGGAUCCUGGCGACCUGUCUGUGAGGCGGGAGACCACUUGGAAAACCCGACUGAGGCGCAACUCCUAUGGGAAUUGCUUCCUCGUCUGUGGGAUCCUGUAUGCUGUGGAUGUCUACAACCAGAGAGAAGGGCAGAUCUCCUAUGCCUUUGAUACUCACACCAACACUGAUGCCUACCCCAAACUGCCUUUCCUCAAUGAGCACUCCUUCACUACCCAGAUUGACUACAACCCCAAGGAGAGGGUCCUCUAUGCCUGGGACAAUGGGCACCAGGUCACCUAUACCCUCCAUUUCGUGGUCUGAGGGAAGCAGGGGUCUUCUCUCCCACCACAGUGGGAAGCACCUUUGGGCAACCCCCACCCCCCAAGGCAUAGAGGAGGAGGUCACAGGUGAUGGGUGGGUGCCCCCUCUGCGAUUAUUCAUGAUGGCCCCCAUACCCACAGAGCAGGGGAACAUUGGGAUUAUUUCUGGGGCUGCCCAGAUUGGAGCGGUGUUACUGGAGUUGGGGAGAGAGAGACAGAGCAGAGAGUGGGGUACACUUUACAGAAGACUUGGAAUAGGCUUCACCUAUCCUUAAAAGCUUUCUAGAACUAGACCCCCAUCCUCUCUCUCUCUUUUCCUCUUUUCCCCUUCUAUUGUCUCUUCAUUCUUGAAACAAAAGUCAGUUGUUCUUGUGUUCCCAGGGGACCUCCUGCAACCAGAACCAGGGGACAGGGCACUGUAGCAAGGGAACAAGAGAAUCCUUGAUCCUGUGUUGAAAGGACCCUUUGAGGUCAUCUAGUCCAAACUGACCCUUUACUGAGAGGCCUCUGAGGGCUGAAAUGGUUUGCUCUCUUUAGCAGAAGUCAGGGGUCACUGUAAUUUCCUACCUGGAUAAAUGCAUAUGAUUAUAUAAAAUUAAAUAUAUGAGACUACAGUACUUCAAAGACCUGGGAUGCUCUUGGCAUAGCUGCUCUUUCUACCAGCAUAGGUUCUAACCAGCCUCAGGCCCCACCCCCAAGGGUGGCCAACCUUCUGUGUAGGAGCCCCCUCUGCCCUCUGCUAGGCCAGCUGGCCUUCAAUGGCAGAUGCACACUAGCACUGGGCUAUCCCACCAGAACUUGACUUCAUGGGCGUGGCCCAGGAGAUCCAGCAUCACCUCCACAUCAUGAGCAUGUGUCAGAGGAGGAAACAUCACUAGAUUACAAUUAUGUGUAUGUGUCUGUGUACAUAUAUACACACGCAUAUAUAUGCACAUAUGUGUGUAGGUAUACAUAGCUUAAAGGCAAGCAGAGGGAAUGAGAAAGCAUUCUUGGUUUGUCUUUUUCUCCCUACUUGUCUACCCAAGAAGUAGUCAUUUCCCCAGGUUUAGUUUAAUUUAAUUUAAGGUAGUCUAGCUUAGAGGAAAGAGCAUUAAUUAUGGAAUCAAAAAGCCUAAGUUUCACAAUUGGUUCUGAUACUUGCUUGGUGAAAGACUUUGUUCAGAUCAGGUUCCUUCUCUCUGGGCCUCCGUUUCCUCCUCUAUAAAACAAGGGUGUUGGACUACAUAACGUGUAAGUAUUCUUCUGGCUCUAAGUCCUAUGAUUUAUUGAACAGGGAUGGAUGGCCUGGACUAGAUGCAAGGAGCCCUGUUCAUGCCUCAGCUGGGGGCCCUGGGUUCAAAUCCUGACUUUGUGACUGACUACCAGUGCAGGCUCAGACGAAUCCCUUCCCCUCUGCUGGCUUCAGUUUCCUUCUUUGUGAAAAUGAGGGGAUUAGAUUAGAUGACCUCUUGAGUCCCUUCCAACUUUAAAUCUUGUGUUCCUAUGGUCUUAUUUCAGUUCAACAAAUAUUAAGUGUCUUCUGUAUGCAAAGAGGGGCCUGGUUUAGGGAACAGUUCCCCUUCCUUGGUAAACCUGGGCUCUGUUUAGCCUCAGGCCUCUUCAGGCUGCUCUGAUCUAAAUUCAGGCCCGUGGCUUCCUCAUCUCUUGGGAUGCUGUUGUACACUGUCUGACACACAUUCCAUCCCUCCACAGUCACCCACGAGCCGGCCUGAAAUCAAAUACCAAGAAAACAUGAGAACUUGUUCCAAGGUCCUCUCCCUUUCUUCUGCACUGAUUUUUCUUUUGUAAUUCAUAAAUGUUGUCAUCUAUUUCUGCGGUCGUGGCCCAAGAAUGCUGUAAGUGCUUGUGUGCCAGGAAAUGUCGGGAGGGGUACACUGUUUCCAUCAGCUCGUUCCCUCCUCUCCCCGCCUCCCAGCCCCCACAAUUCUGGCCCAGCCUGAGGCUCCCUCCCACGGCAGAAAUGCUUGCUUUGGCCAAAUGCCUGAUGUCUUUGCCCUCCACCCCCCUCACUCCCCUCAUCCCCCGCUUGGUGUCACACAGUAGAGGAUCCUGGCAGCUUUCACAGUGUCCCCAAACUCAGGUUCCCAGAGUGCACCUGUUCUAGACAUAUCCUCCCCUGUGUAUGACCUUUGACAAGUCAUUUCUCCGGGCCCCAGUUUCCUCAUCUGUAAAACAGGGGACUUGGACUAUGUGACCUUUAAAGUCCCUUCUAGCUCUAAACCCUAACACAUUGGGCAUUUUGAACAAGCUUUCUACACACUCAGGGAAACUUGCAUCAGACAAAUCACUUGUCCCAAACCAUACUGAGAACCAUGACCUUUACUGUUUGUCAGGUAUUGGUCUGAAUAUAGGCUGACCCUUCUCCAAAUACAGGCUAUGUUCUUAAAAUUAGACAUUUCUGGAGGAAUAAAGAGCAAUGAGCAAUGGGUGGAAGUUAGGGAAACAGCUCAACAGAAGGAAAAAACCUCUUACCAGUUAAAUUAGCUGAGUGGAAUGGGGUGCUUCUAGAGGUAGUGACUGAGUACCUCAUCACUAGAAGGCUGUGGGUAAAGCUUGGGAAGCCAAGUUGUCAGGGAUACAGGACAAGGGAUUCCCAAUGAGGUGCCUGUUGGAUCCGAUGACAUGGGAGGACCCUUCCAGCUCAAAAAUUCUGGAAUUAGAUAGUAUGGCGUAUAUUCAGACCAGUACUGUGUGUGCAAAGAGCGACUUCAUCCAUCCUUCCGAACCCCGCCCCCCCCCACCCUAGUUCUGCUGGAUUCAGUAUGGACCAUCAGCACCGAGACAUCCUAUGUGAUUUGUAUCUCCAUGGCUGGAGUCCCAGACAGCAGGAGUCCUGAACCCUUCUGAUCUGGGAGGAGCUUUGUAUCUGGUCUGUGGCAGGCGAAGGCUUUCCAAAGGCAAAGAGAAGACCUGUUACUGGUCAGAGACAGCUAGGGGUUGUGAGCAAGAAAAAAUGGAGGAAGGUUGUGAGGAAGAGGAGGGCAGGCUUUUCUCAAAGGAUACCAGCCCUGAAGGCUCUCUCCUCAAGAGAAGAAUUGUCCAAUGGGAGAACCACAGUCAGGUCUGAAGGAAACCACUGGUUGGGGAGUGGAAAUAGUCUUGGAUUGGGAAUGUAGGGACCAGAAUCUGGGUGCUGCUACUAACUGACCAUGUAACCUCGAACAAAUCACUUCCUUCCCUCCUCCUAAUUUUUUCUCUUUUUUAAAUGGAAGAGGUUGACUAGCUGUGUGACCCUGGGCAAGUCACUUAACCCCAAUUGCCUUACUAAAACAAAAACAAAAAACGAAAAAACAAAUAAAUGGAAGAGAUUGGAUUAGAUCAUCUUUAAAGUUCUUUUCAGUUCUAAUAUUUUAUGAUCCAGUGUUCUAUCUUCUAAGAUUUCUUCUAGCUAUUGUGUUCUAUGUUCUAGGAGCUCUUCAUGCUGGGGUGAAAUCUUGGCAUGAAAUCUCCCUUGUAGGUCCCCUUCUCUCUACUCACUUGGCUACUACUCUAGUUCAGGCCCUAAUCACCUCUUGCUUGGAGAAUUGCAAUAAUUUAUUGUUCCUCCUUGCCUUAACUCUCUCUCCAACACAAUCCAUCCUCUACCCAGCCACCAAAGUGAUUUUCCUAAAGUUCAAAUCUGGCCUUUUCCUGCCCCCCUACAGGCCCCCCCAAAACCCACUAGUGAUCCCCUAUUAGCACUAGGAGGAAAUAUAAAUUCCACUAAGUUGCAUUUGGGCAACUAGGUAGUGCAGCGAAUAGAGCACUAGGCAUGGAGUCAAGACCCAAGUUCAAAUCCAGACUCAGAUACUCAAUAGCUGUAUGACCCUGGGCAAGUCACUUAGCAAACCACUCCAAUAUAUAUAUAUAUUUUUUUUUUCCCAUGAGGCA